CUUGCUUUUCUACUAUUUCUUAAUCCUGCCCCCAAUGGUACUGUAUUUUAAAGAAACUUCUAGGGGAUUCUAGCAUAUUUCUGAAUCUCAUAAUUGGUCCCAUGAGAUCUUAUGGAUUUUUUUUCUUUACUCGAUUUUUGAAAUGGGCUUUUUAAUAGAAAAGUGAAAAAGGUAUUCUCUAGCCCUGUGAUCUUCCUAGAAAAAUCCAGGAAUUUUUUUUUUAAACACCCCUUAGUGCCAGUCUAUUACCUUCUUUUCAAAUUGAAGAAAGAAACAAACACCAGACAAUUUUUGAAGACUAAAUGCAAAAUGGAAGACCCAAAAUCUGUUAGAGAGAAUUCCAUUUUUUCCAGAUUGACCAGAGAAUGUCACUGAAUAUGAAAGAUUAAUCAACCCAUAUUGAUUUCUAGAAGAUAAGGCAAGGUUUGGGGCUUUAGCACAUCCCACCAUAUAAUCCAGAGUCUGCUCUACCUCUCUCCUUUUGCAUUGUCUUUCCAUAUCACUUCAAGGAACAGUGAGUAGACGUAAAAUUCCACGGAUAAUCCAAAAACACCUGUUCAAGUUGGCAUCUAUCAACAGAUUACUUGAAUCUCGAAUAGAGGAACAGAAAUGCCACCACCAGUAGGCGCCCCCCUAUACCCACCUCCUGAUGGAGGCUGGGGCUGGGUAGUGGUUGGAGCAUCUUUUAUCUCCAUUGGAUUUUCAUACGCAUUCCCCAAAGCUGUCACAGUGUUCUUCAAAGAAAUUCAGCAAAUAUUCAACACUACCUACAGUGAAAUAGCAUGGAUAUCAUCCAUUAUGCUGGCUGUUAUGUAUGCAGGAGGUCCCAUAAGUAGUGUUCUGGUGAAUAAAUAUGGUAGCCGACCAGUGGUGAUGGUAGGAGGUUUAUUAUGCUGUUUGGGAAUGGUCACAGCCUCUUUUAGUACCAACGUAAUAGAGCUUUACCUCACGAUGGGAUUCAUUUGUGGUUUAGGUCUAGCCUUCAACCUGCAACCAGCCCUAACGAUCAUUGGCAAAUACUUCUAUAAGAAACGACCCAUGGCUAAUGGCCUUGCCAUGGCGGGAAGUCCUGUUUUCUUAAGCACAUUGGCUCCUUUCAAUCAGUACCUUUUUAAUACUUUCGGCUGGAAAGGAAGCUUCUUGAUUUUGGGAGGUAUCCUGCUGAAUGCCUGUGUGGCUGGGUCCCUCAUGAGACCUGUUGAACCCAAACAAGUUACCAAUACGUCUAAAAAUAAGAUUGGCAUAAGAGUGGAUGAUUCAGGUGUGAAGAAAAGCCAUAAGAAGAAAUCAGCAUGGGAGAAAGUCAAUACGUAUUUAGAUUUCUCCCUUUUUAAGCAUAGGGGAUUUCUGAUAUAUUUAUCUGGAAAUGUCAUUAUGUUUCUAGGGUUUUUUGCCCCCAUUAUAUUCUUGGCUCCAUAUGCUAAGGACAAAGGAAUUGAUGAAUAUUCUGCAGCUUUCUUGCUGUCUAUUAUGGCUUUUGUUGAUAUGUUUGCUAGACCUGCUGGAGGACUCAUUGCAAACUCCAAACUUAUCCGCCCCCGAAUCCAGUACUUCUUCAGUUUUGCAGUCAUGUUCAAUGGAGUGUGCCAUCUCUUGUGCCCACUGGCAGAGGACUACACAAGCCUGGUGUUAUAUGCUAUAUUUUUUGGUCUUGGAUUUGGGAGUGUUAGCAGUGUCCUCUUUGAAACUCUCAUGGACCUGGUUGGCCCUCAAAGGUUUUCCAGCGCUGUAGGACUUGUCACAGUGGUGGAGUGUUGCCCCGUUCUUCUUGGUCCUCCUCUUGCUGGGAAAUUGGUGGAUCAAACUGGACAGUAUAAAUACAUGUAUAUAGCCUGUGGGGCUAUUGUGUUCCUAUCAAGUGUGUGGCUGCUGAUCGGCAACGCUAUAAACUACAGAUUGCUUGCAAAGGAAAAGGAGGAGGAAGAAAGGAAGAAGAAACUUCAUACACCUGAGUCCAGAGAGUCUGAACCCUUGAACAAAUCUAACCAUCAUGAUGUUAACAUCAAAAGUACAAGAACAGAGAAUAAUUCCUCAGAAAGAGAAACUAAUAUUUAACAAGAAUCACAUCUCUGAUUUCAGUGUUUAUGACUUUCUUAGGAGUAUGUUUUUUUCAAAAUAUUGGGGAAGUUUUUACUUGAAAUGAGGAGGCAUAACGAAGGAUGGAGAUGAGAUUUUCCUCAAUGGCAAAUUUUUAUAAGUUUGUUUUUUAACACUUGUUUGGAUAGUCCAGUUUUGAGAUUAUGCCUAUAAAGAAUCCAUGCAAUGGGUUUAUUUCCAUACAUGACUCUGGUUGUCAUGGUUAAAAUAAUUUUAAAGUCUUCCAGUGACUUCCAGUCUUGGUUAUAGAGAUCUGAAUCCCAAACCACUGGUUUAAGUAGUUAGAAGGCGUUAUGUUUAAUCCUAUAAGAAUACCCUGUCCAAAUAUCAUUUUUUAGUGUUAAGUAGAAUUGAAGGAAAAUGAAUUUUCUUGGUGUGCACAUGCACACACACACACACCUAUAUGUACACAUGUGCACAGAGUCCCAGUGAACAAAAGACAAGUAAGUUCAAAAAGAAUAUCACUUUUUUUAACUUUAAAAAUAAAUCCAUAGAGAAUGAAGAAAUGUGUUAUAUCUGCAUACUACUUUACAAUGUGAAUUUUAAAGAUAAGAACAUGGGUGAAAAUGAGAAUGAUCUUAAUUUAAAAAUGCAACUAACUGCGUAAAAAAAAUGCAUGUAUAAAAUAAAUUUGAAAAAAAAAAAACCCUCCAUUUUAAACCAUUA
Messenger RNA from Zalophus californianus (California sea lion), 2763 nucleotides. It is a transcript of the gene SLC16A7, whose product is annotated as solute carrier family 16 member 7. Lineage: Eukaryota; Metazoa; Chordata; Mammalia; Carnivora; Otariidae. The transcript is spliced from 7 exons. The record is from RefSeq and is a predicted model, not a curated record. Bases 610 to 2055 code for a protein of 481 amino acids. Gene Ontology annotation, biological process: transmembrane transport; monocarboxylic acid transport. Gene Ontology annotation, cellular component: membrane. Gene Ontology annotation, molecular function: monocarboxylic acid transmembrane transporter activity.